This is a messenger RNA of Alternaria atra, 1749 nucleotides long. RefSeq lists its product as uncharacterized. Gene Ontology annotation, biological process: endocytic recycling; retrograde transport, endosome to Golgi; Golgi to vacuole transport. Bases 1 to 1749 code for a protein of 582 amino acids. NCBI's taxonomy places the organism in Eukaryota, Fungi, Ascomycota, Dothideomycetes, Pleosporales, Pleosporaceae. Gene Ontology annotation, cellular component: GARP complex. The transcript is spliced from 2 exons. The record is from RefSeq and is a predicted model, not a curated record. Gene Ontology annotation, molecular function: syntaxin binding.
AUGGGAGGACGACCACGCAACACGCCUGCGACAAACGCUGAAGAGGUAGCACCUAUGUCUGGGAAGCCGGAAGAGGUAGAGGAGCACAUCGAUUUUGGGGAACUGAGCUUGCAGGACUUCGUGGCGGUGAAGACCGCAGAGCGACAGCAACCCACUUCUGUACAUACAUAUAGCGCGCAGUCAGUCGAAGAAUAUGACAAAGACAAAGAUAAGUUUGAGGACCUACACAAAUCUAUUUUGGCGUGCGAUGAGGUGCUCAAGUCGGUGGAAGCAAACCUGACAAACUUCCAAUCCGAUUUGGAGGCUGUCUCGGCAGAGAUAGAAUCUCUCCAGAACCGGUCCAUUGCUCUGAACACGAAGCUGGAGAACCGUAAGGUGGUGGAGAAGCUUCUGGGGCCGGCGGUGGAAGACAUCAGCAUAUCGCCAGCUGUCGUACGCAAGAUUGCCGAAGGCCCGGUUGACGAAGGCUUCGUGCGCGCUCUCGCAGAGGUUGAAAAGCGGUCCAAGACAGUGAACGACAAAGCCAAGGAGCACCCGGACUUGAUGGCCAUAAAGGACGUCAAACCCUUGCUAGACGAUCUUACACACCGCGCAGUUGAACGAAUACGAGACUACAUAGUUGCUCAGAUCAAGGCCAUCCGCUCACCUUCUAUCAAUGCGCAGAUCAUUCAGCAGCAAGCAUUCCUUAAAUACAAAGACCUGUAUUCUUUCCUGGCAAAACAUCAGGCAGAACUUGCACAACAGAUAGCGCAGGCAUACAUAUAUACCAUGCGCUGGUACUAUCUCAAUCAUUUCAGCCGCUACCGGACAGCGCUCGAAAAGAUCAAGGUGCACGCUAUGGAUAGGUACGAUGUUCUAGGCGAAGAUCCCAGUGCUAGAAGGACGGGAACUCUGCUCGGUCAGUCUCGAAAUGCACCAGUCGCCUAUGACGCUUUCUCCCUCGGACGACGCCGCGAUGCUCUGAAGAGCUCCUCCGUCAAUGCCUUGCCAGCGAAUGUCGCCGAAGACGAGAAAUCGCCCCACUACCUAGAAGUGCCUUUCCGCAGCUUCAAUCUCGCACUCAUCGACAACGCAUGUUUCGAGUAUACCUUUAUCUCUACAUACUUUGCUCCAUCGCAAAACUUCCAUGCCAUCUCGCGGACCUUCAAUUCAAUCUUCGAGCCCACGCUAGCAGUCGGCCAAACGGUUACGAAAUCUCUCGUGGAAGCAACGACGGACACUCUGGGUAUACUCCUCUGUGUACGACUUAAUCAGCAUUUCGCUUUCGAACUCCAACGUAGAAAGGUCCCGACUGUGGAAGGCUACAUCAACGCAACCAAUAUGUUGCUAUGGCCGCGGUUCCAACAGGUUCUGGACAUGCACUGCACGUCGCUCCAGAAAGUUACAGCAUCUCUGCCCGGUCGACCCUCGGCUGGUGCUGCAUUACUUGGCUCCAGCUCCUCGACCGCUACCUCUACAGCGCCGACACCUCUCACGCAAAGAUUUGCAAACUUGCUUCAAGGCAUAUUGGCUCUUUCUUCGGAAGCAGGCGAUGACGAGCCUGUUAGUGUAUCUGUGGGCAGAUUGAGGAGUGAGUACGAAGCCUAUCUCACGAAGCUGAGCAAGGGUACUAGUGAUGCACGGAAGAGGGAACGAUUCUUGUGUAACAACUACAGCUUGGUGUGUACGAUUUUGGCAGAUGUUGAAGGAAAGCUUGGGGAGGAAAUGAGGGCACACUUUGAGAAGCUGAGAGAUUCUUUCGAUAAGUGA